Messenger RNA from Stegostoma tigrinum, 2881 nucleotides. RefSeq names its product DDB1 and CUL4 associated factor 15 (gene dcaf15). The transcript has 13 exons. The record is from RefSeq and is a predicted model, not a curated record. NCBI's taxonomy places the organism in Eukaryota, Metazoa, Chordata, Chondrichthyes, Orectolobiformes, Stegostomatidae. Gene Ontology annotation, biological process: protein ubiquitination. The coding region runs from base 29 to 2173 and encodes 714 amino acids. Gene Ontology annotation, cellular component: Cul4-RING E3 ubiquitin ligase complex.
UUGGGUUGCGUGGGGGAGGGGAAAGAAAAUGGCGCCGAGCUGGAACAAGCGCCCGACUGCGAGGAAGAAAAGCAAUGUCCUGAGGAAUUUAUCCCGGCUGAAGAUAACUGGCCAAUUCUCGCACCGAAUGUUCCAAAAUUUGCCUCCCAUUCUUUGUGUUCCCCUGAAGAAUAUUGUGGAUGAUGAUUUUUUACUAGCUGGUCACAUAUUCCUUGGCUUUACAAAAUGUGGUCGGUAUGUGCUGUCCUACACUCGGGAUGUACCAGAGCAGGAUAUUGACGAAUUACCAUACUAUGUGUAUUACUUGUACUGGUGGAAGUUCAACAUUCAUGACAAGUUGAAAAAGGUGAGGCAAGUGCACCUUUUCAAAGAUCAGGAAGUGUACAGCGAUUUGUAUCUCACAGUGUGUGAAUGGCCAAGCGACCCCUCAAAGCUUAUCGUAUUUGGGUUCAACAUCCGUUCAGUGAAUGAUCUGCUGAUAAACAUGGUGAUGAGUGAUGAGAACGAUCGAGAUAUUUAUAUUACAACAGUUGCUACACCGCCACUUGCAUUCUGUCCUGACUGCAAGGACAUGGCUUUGCUUAAUGCAGAUGAGCAGAAUGCCUAUUGUCUACAGCAUGGCUUCAUGCUUCACACAAAGUACCAAGUGGUGUAUCCCUUCCCCACAUUUCAGCCUGCCUUUCAGCUCAAGAAAGAUGGAGUGGUGUUACUCAACACCAGCUACUCUCUGGUGGCUUGUGCUAUAUCUGUAAACACAACAGAUGAGAAAAGGCAGAUUCUGUACAGUAAGAGUAAUGAAAACACUGCACCUCCACAUCAUUCUGAGCUAGAUCCUAGUCUUAUGUUGCCAAUAAUGGAUGGUGUCAUGUCAAAUUAUCAUCAGUGUAAAGGUAUAAAUCAUCCUUCAUCCAGUGACGGAGGGCCAGACUGCAUCCUUCGCAAAGCUGACCCUAAUAGCUGUGUGCGCACUGAAUACUGUCCUGAGGAAAUGCUGAGCUGGGAAUUGAAAAGCUCGAAGCAUGGCGAACUGGCAGCAUGUAAUGCUUCCCACAGUGACCGAUCCUCUGCCGCCGGUAAAGCGAAGGAGUUUGCAGCUGACAUUUUUAGGCGAGCCAGAGCUGCCACGAGCACCGUGGAGGCACUGGAUAGUUUAAGCCAAGCUGAGUCCAAACCAAGGGAAGGUGUUCUACAAGGGAUAACCACAGAUGACUGUCACAGGGUCCUUAAUACGCAGAGAAAUGAGAUGUCCGAUUUCACCCUCUCCUCUUGUUCUUCCAAAGCAAAGUCAGAGAUUCAGUGUUCCGGUUGUGUUGCAGACACCUCUGACUCUGCUUUGAACUCUGAACAUUCACAUUCACAACUACUAGGCUGUGCUUCUAUUACACAAGGGAAUCCUGCACUGGGUAAUGGUGUAUUGUCUGCUGCUGAACUGAAGACUGAAAUGGCAAGUGAGUUGAUUCAGUGUGAGUCAGGUACAAUGAACAAUACUACCAGCCAACACCAUGAAACUGCACAAACAGAGCCUGGGUACGUGAACUAUAUAAAGCUGCAUUAUGUUUUGGAGCCUUCUGGCAUGGCUGCAGAUGAUGAUGAUGGAUAUGAUGAUAAGAUUUCACUGCAUUUUGUCGUGACUGACUUGAGGGGAAGGAAUCUGAAACCUGUUAAAGAAAGUGCUUUGUGUCAGGGCAAGUACCUCACUGUGGAGCAGCUGACACUCGAUUUUGAAUAUGUCAUUAAUGAGAUUAUAAGGAAUGAUGCAUCCUGGUCAAAGCGAUACUGUUCCUUUAGUGACUAUGAUAUUGUCAUUCUAGAGGUGUGCCCUAUAACCAACCAUGUCAUAAUUAACAUAGGACUGCUACUUUUGGCAUACCCUUCCGAUGAAGAAGGACAAAUAAGACCUAAGACCUAUCAUACUUCUUUGAAGGGCACGUGGAAUCUAAACACUGGUAUAUUUGCAACUAUGGGAGUUGGUGACUUAACUGCAGUGCAGGGGCAAACAAGUGGCAGUGUUUGGAGUACCUUCCGGAAAAGCUGUGUUGAUAUAGCAAUGCGAUGGCUGGUCCCUGAAAGCACCUUUCGCAAUGUUAACAGAAUGACAAAUGAAGCCCUGCAUAAAGGCCGCUCGCUGAAACGCUUGGCAGACAGUGGUCGCAGCAUGUGGAUUGUCCUGUAGUGGUGACAAUUACAGCCAUCCAUUUCACCAACAAUUAUUUAGAAGGGAGCAAAGAAGAGCCCGGAUUUUCAGAACAAAGUCAGCCACAAAUUGGUGGUUUGAGAAGUUUCAUAUUUUUAAAGCAGCUACCUCUUAUUCCAUUUUUUUUUUUCUUCAGUCAUUCCUUCUCAGGCCCAAAGAUGAGGCCAGGCUCUUGGAGGUUAUAAAACACAUGAACUUUGUAAAAGUUAAAGUAUCUUCCAAGUGUGUGCAAGAUAUUCAAUAUUUUGGGGUUUUUGAGGGUGAUACAUAUCUCACAACUACUGCCAUCCCACCCCCAUACCAAAGUGUUGAUGUCUGCAUUACCUCAGCAUGUAAUUUCGAAUUUUGUUAGUUUGUAUUAUGUCAAAGUCUUUGAGAGACUCCAGGCCGUUUAACUGAAGUGUUCAUUUUUUAAAAAAUGUAGUUUAUCAUAUUUAACACUAUUUAGGAUCUAAUUUGAAAAUGCAAAGAGCUGGUUGUAUUCCUUCCUUAAAUCCUUCCAGUUCAUUUUUUUUUCUGACCAGGAUCAGUAUCUGUCACUGGAGGGCAUGUGAACUCUGCACAGUGAGGUGAACAUUCCCUGAGUAAAAUAACCCUAUGGAAUUCUUGAUUUGGCAGGAUCCCGGGUACUGAGUUGUAUAACAAUUUCAUGUUAAGCUGUUGCAGAGUGUAAUGUGUUCCUCCCCU